CUUGACUUGGAAAAUUGCACAUCGCCAAUGCCAUGCGCCCCUCCACAGCGGAGCGAAGAGGCGGCCGGCAUGGCUCGGACUUGGAGAUGAAGACGUCAACUUCAGCCAGUCCGGAGGAGUGGACAGAUUCACCGCGAGAUCACGGAUGGAAGAGCCGCAGGCUCAACACGAUAGCCUCGCGAGCAAUGAUGGUUUUGAUGGGUCUUUUCUUGAUCGGGAUACUUCCGGGUUUGCGCUCGCAAGGCACUUGGUCUUCAAAGCCGUAUCGCAAGGAGAUUGCGGGGAGGAAUGGCAGAGAAGACUCAGAGGACCCCAUCAGCGUGGAUGGCGUGGAGACUCCCAAGGAGAGCUCCACGCGGCCUGUCAAUGCAGAAGAAGACAAGGACCUGUUCAGUGUGGAUGGUGGCCCGCAGGGUGUGAAGGCGCACCUACUCGCCUCUACAAGCAGAGAAGCAGACAAGGACCUUAUCCACGUCGAUGGUGGCUCAGAGGGUGCAAAGGAACGCUCGCCGGCCUCCUCCAGCGGAGAGGUAGACAAGGACCUUUUCAGCGUGGAUGGUGGCCUUGUGGGUGCAAAGGAACGCCCGACCAUGUCUGGGAGUGGAGAAGCAGACAAGGACCUUAUCCACGUGGAUGGUGGCCUAGAUGGUGGAGAGGAAUACGUGGAACGCCUGCCGCCCUUCACGAACGGAGAGGCAGACAAGGACUUUUUCAGCGUGGAUGGUGGUCUUACAGGUGCAAAGGAACACCCAACCACCACUCUUGCGAGCGGAGAAGCAAACAAGGACCUUUUCACUGUGGAGGGUGGCCGACCGGGUGCAAAGGAACGCCCGACUGGCCGAACAGAAAGAGAAACAGAGAAGGACCUUAUCAGCGUCGAUGGUGGCAGAGAGGGCGCAAAGGAACGCCCUGUUACCUCCAUGAGCAGAGAAGCAGAUAAGGAUUUCAUCAGAGUGGAUGCCGGCGUAGAGGGUGCAAAGGACUCCUUUAGUGCUGGCGGUGACCUGGAAGGUGCGAAGGAACUGCCAACACGGCCCCCUCCAGCAGUCGUGCCGCCCAUCCCAACCGCACAGCCUCAUGCAGUGGAGGCGUCCGUCGCGGAGUCAGGAGAUGCGGCUUCUACCACAGCGCUUGUGAUGGUCAAGCAGGCUGUCGAAGGGGGCGCAGAAAUCAGAUUUGAAGCAGCGCCACUGAAUGCGGAGAAGGCGUCAGAUGUUCGUGUGGAAUCAGGGGAUGUGUCAUCAAAAGAUGAGAACCUGCCCAGCGCCAGCUUUGCUGCAGUGCAAGUGCCACAGAAGGUGUCAGAUGUUCGGAUGGAAUCAGAGGAUGUGGCCUCUACCACAGCAGCGCUUGUGACGACUGCCAAAGAGGCAGUCGAAAGAGGGGCAGAAGUAAGAGUUGAAGCCGCGUCAUCGAAGGAUGAGAAUCCACCCAGCACCAGCCCUGCAGCAGCGCAAGCGCCACAGCAGGCACCAGAUGUUCAUGUGGAAGCAGGCGAUGCGGCCUCUACCACAGCAGCGCUUGUGACGACUGCCAAAGAGGCAGUCGAAAGAGGGGCAGAAGUAAGAGUUGAAGCCGUGUCAUCGAAGGAUGAGAAUCCACCCAGCGCCAGCUUUGCAGCAGUGCAAGUGCCACAGCAGGCGUCAGAUGUUCAUGUGGAAUCAGGGGAUGCGGCUUCCACCACAGCGCUCGCGGUAGCAGCCAAAAAGGCUGUCGAAGCCGGUGCAGAGGUCACAGUUGAAACGGCGGCCCUUGACAACCAUCUAUCCAGCUCAGUUGCACCGCUUCAGGAGGGAACCUUCUUGCACAAGGUGGAAACGGCCAUGGUCAAUGCAGAAGAAGGCUUCCUCCAUGUUGGACAUGCGGCAGAGAUAGGGGCACGUGCGAUCAAGCAGGUGGCUGAAGGAACAGCAGAAGCAGGUGAAGUGAUUGUGACAGCAGCAAAGGAGGUAGCCGGUGAAGUCAUUGCAAGAGCUGCCGAAACCGGCGAAUCACUUUCAUCAGAGGUGGUGUCGAUAAAGCAAUCUUUGCCUGCGAGCUAGCGUGGAA
Messenger RNA from Durusdinium trenchii, 2049 nucleotides. The record is from the annotation of a GenBank genome assembly. Lineage: Eukaryota; Dinophyceae; Suessiales; Symbiodiniaceae.